This is a messenger RNA of Klebsormidium nitens, 2484 nucleotides long. The record is from the annotation of a GenBank genome assembly. Lineage: Eukaryota; Viridiplantae; Streptophyta; Klebsormidiophyceae; Klebsormidiales; Klebsormidiaceae.
CAUUGGCAUGAGCAUGGGCUCCUUUCACAACAUUCUGGAAAGCUAGCGAAGUGAGUUUACAUUCACUUCUUGCUGGCUUUACAUUGUUAGCAGUGGCCAAUCCUGCAUGGCAGCUAUGCUUUGCAGAAGCUUUAGUUGACUGAUAUGUCAGGAUGCCAGAUCAAUCGAGAAGCUGGAGCUCAAAGUCUAACAUUGGGACGUGCCGCAUUGACUGGACCUACUAAAGUUCGAACCGCAGUUGGCAGAGCUGCCCGUUCCAGCUCCUCUUUCGCAUUAUGAGUGAGAAUUGCAUUUUCGCACCAGUACAUUUUUAGGUGCUCAGGACCCUCACCACAACCUGAAGUUUGCACCUCAGAAGUUGGUUUGCAGCUUGAUAAGAGUGCACCAGCUGCCUCGUCAAAGCUUGAAUUUGGAUACUACCGAAAAGUGACGCCUGUAAUCCAGCUAUUGACGCACUCUUGUGGCUCUGAGAUUGGCUGGCCUUCAUUUCCAUCCAUGGAAAAGUCGGGCCAAGCUCACAAGGCACAUGGAGCUUCCCUGUUCAUCUUUGGCAGCGUCCUGGGAGGAACAGGUUUUAAGCCAGGCACUCUAUGUAAGUGGAAGCUGGUGGCUGGGCGAGACUGGGUGCUGGUAGCUGGGGCAAUCAGCGGGAGCACGCAGUGUGGCAUGCCAGGAGGGGUAGAGGGAGACGAUCUGGCGCUCUGGGAGCACCCACUCAAUGUGCACUUCAAGACCCAGACGAGCCAGGGCUGGCCGAAGUUCUGCUUCACAGUCUUCCAUCGCAGCCCGUACUUGGGACGGGACGAGUUCCAGGCUUACGGCAUCUGCGCUCUCCCGACCACCGCCGGGGACCACGAGCUGACCUGUCCGACGUGGCGGCCCAACGACCGGGGGAAUCGUCGGGGGGACGAGAUCGCGGGCUUCUUCACGGGGAACUUGCCCGAGCUUGCUGAUGAGUCCUUUAUCCACGAUCGAGACGAAGCCUUCAGCGCCUCCAUCCAGACCGUCGGCAUGGGCACGGUCCACCUCCGGCUGAGCCUCCUCUUUAAAGACUUCGACCAUUACGCGCCGCUGUCCGGUCUGACACGUGGCGCCUUCUCGAGCGGCCUGCGCGCCUCGCGCAACUUCACGCGGAGGCGGGUGCGGGAAACCGGGCCUGACGCGGGCCUGACGCAAGAGGGGGCGGGUGCCUCGGGGGACGAAGCAACCGGGCAGGAGGAGCGGAAUUCCGCUUUUCGGUCGCAACGGAAAGGGGAGGUGUCGGAAGGGGAGGAGCGGCGGCGGGCGCAGCUCGCGGACAGAAUGAUUCGGACGGUUACUAGAAAUAGGGUUAGGGACACCGACUCCGAAAGGGAGGGAGAGGGGUCUACCUUUGAGUCGAGGCGGCUGUCGAGGUCAGGGUCACACAACCGGGCGGGUCUAGAAUCGGGUUCGUCGACAGACCGGGUCACCGACAGAGUUACGAACAGGUUUGCGGACCGGUUUGAGACAGACAGGGUCAGCGAAAGGGUUACAGAGAAAACAACCGAGCGCCGCCAAAGCCGAAGGAGCUCUGACGUCACCUCCGAUCGACUCCUCUCACCUGAAAGAGCAGCCGACUCGUCGUCCAGCCGAAGACGAUCUUCAUCCGGGGGGCCAGAGAGCAGGGUGCCCGACCCCCUCGCUUAUGGGGAAUCUCGCUCCAGGGGGCCAGAAAAGCGGGGUUCUGACCCUCCCAGCGAAGCCCGCGGAGUGUUCGCGCGACUGGGGCGAUGCUUGGCGGAGGAGGGCGCGAGCGCGCGCGCGCUUUUCGAGGGCGCGGACGCGGACGCGAGCGGCGCGCUCAGCCGGACGGAGCUGCGGCGGCUCGUGCAGCGGAUUUUGCCGGGGGUGUCGGCUCGCGAGCUUCAAUACGUUCAGCUCAUGUUGGACGAGGGCGGCACCGGACGCGUCACGUGGCCCGAGUUCGAGGCGCUUGUCCAGGCGUGCGCAAGCAGCGAGCAGGCGUCCCGGCAGCAGAUCCGAGUCGGCUCCGCGGAAGCGGACGUUAUGCGGACGCUGCGUUUCAUCGCGUCGGACGACCCGGCCCGUGUGCGCGCGCUGUUCGACCAGUACGACCGAGACAAGAGCGGUUAUCUAGACCAGGCGGAGCUACUAUCAAUGAUCAGGGACCUGAUGCCCCCCAUGGACGUCCGAGACCGUCGAUUCAUCAUCGCCAAUCUCGCGUUCCGAAUGGACGCGGACGGAGACGGGCGCAUUCGAUUGGACGAACUGCUUGGAAAGCUCAAGGAAUAGAGGCCAGAUCUGCCGGCUGCAUGAUUUACGUAGAUACACACGAUUUGCAGCUCUUAUGUUUGCACAAAACUUUAGAUGAUAAGACGGCCUUGAAGCAUGAAGGGACUUGUACCACUGGUAUAUCAAGAACAAGGGCAGAAUGUCGAAUAAUUGACCGGUUCGCUUCUCGGUAGAUGUCCUCUCGAGAGAUCUAGUCGCAAGGCGCGGCUG